AUGCCCCUGCAGAGCGAGACCCUCCGCGAGGUGUGGGCCUCCGACAGCGGGCUUGAGGAGGAGGGAUCCAGCCUGGAGGUCCAGGGUCUCCCCAAGCAGCGACCUGCCUUGGGACAGAAGUUGAAGAAGAAGAAAUCUGACACCCCCAAGUCCCCGGGGUCCAAGCCCCGCAGAGCUGGAGCGGGACGCAGGAAGCCUCGUGGGGAGACCCCCGCCGCUGAGCCCACCUCCGAGGCCAACCCGGUCUACGCCAAGUUCCUGCGGGACCCCGAGGCUAAGAAGCGCGACCCCAGGGAAACCUUCCUGGUCGCUCGAGCCCCAGACGCUGGACACAGUGAGCGAGGCCAGAGGGAUGUUCUACCCACAGAGGAGGAAGAGGGUGACCUGGAUGAGGAAGAUGAGGAGGAGGAGGAGGAAAAGAAAGAGAAAACCCCUCAGCCCAUCAAGAAACCACUAAGGGAGAAGGAGAGAAAGACCAAGGCCCAGGGAGCAAAAGGGGACCUGGGAAGCCCUGAUCUCCCCCGGAAGCCCCUUAGAAGCAAGAAAAAAGAAGCAGGAGAGGGGACCAAGACAAGACAGGCAAAGAAGAAAGGGGCAGGAGAGGCCAGCAAAGAGCCCUCGGGAAGUCCAACCAGGGUAGGGAAGAAGAUCCCGGCAUCCAUGUUUCUGGUUGGGGAAGGCAGCCCGGCUGAGAAGGCCGUGAAGAAAAAAGCUGUCCCCAAGGGCUCAGAGGAAGAGAGGAAGGACGAGGAGGAAGAGGAGGAAGAGGAGGAGGAAGAGGCAUCUUCGGUGACCAAGAACAGCAACCAGAAAGGCAAAGCAAAGAAAAAAGGCAAAAAGGUUAAAGAGGAGAGAGCCCCGUCUCCACCCGUGGAGGUGGGUGAACCCCGGGAAUUCGUGUUGCAACCAGCGCCCCAGGGCCGGGCAGUGCGCUGCCGGCUAACGAGGGACAAGAAGGGCAUGGACCGCGGCAUGUACCCGACCUACUUCCUGCACCUGGACACCGAGAAGAAGGUGUUCCUCCUGGCCGGCAGGAAGCGCAAACGCAGCAAGACGGCCAACUACCUCAUCUCCAGCGACCCCACCAACCUGUCCCGGGGUGGAGAGAAUUUCAUAGGAAAACUGAGGUCUAACCUCCUGGGGAAUCGCUUCACGGUCUUCGACAAUGGGCAAAACCCGCAACGGGGCGGUGGAGGCGCGGACGUGACCAGCCUGCGCCAGGAGCUGGCAGCAGUGAUCUAUGAAACCAACGUGCUGGGCUUCCGAGGGCCCCGACGCAUGACCAUCAUCAUUCCGGGCAUGAGCUCCGACAACGAGAGGGUCCCCAUCCGGCCGCGAAAUGCCAGCGAUGGGCUGUUGGUACGCUGGCAAAACAAGACGAUGGAAAAUCUCAUUGAACUACAUAACAAGCCACCCGUCUGGAAUGAAGACAGUGGCUCCUACACCCUCAACUUCCAGGGCCGGGUCACCCAGGCCUCAGUGAAGAACUUCCAGAUCGUGCAUGCGGAUGACGCUGACUACAUCGUGCUCCAGUUCGGCCGUGUGGCGGAGGACGCCUUCACGCUGGACUACCGAUACCCACUGUGCGCCCUGCAAGCCUUCGCCAUCGCUCUCUCCAGUUUCGAUGGGAAGCUGGCCUGCGAGUGA
This is a messenger RNA of Jaculus jaculus (lesser Egyptian jerboa), 1647 nucleotides long. It is a transcript of the gene Tulp1, whose product is annotated as TUB like protein 1. Gene Ontology annotation, cellular component: cilium. NCBI's taxonomy places the organism in Eukaryota, Metazoa, Chordata, Mammalia, Rodentia, Dipodidae. The transcript has 14 exons. The record is from RefSeq and is a predicted model, not a curated record. Gene Ontology annotation, molecular function: actin filament binding. The coding region runs from base 1 to 1647 and encodes 548 amino acids. Gene Ontology annotation, biological process: protein localization to cilium.